ACAACUUCGAUCGUCUCAAAAUACAACAUACGGGUUUCGUUGUCGUGGAAGUGUUCGAUAUCAUACGAAUUACAAUCACUCUUGAGUGUUGAUUCUAAUCAAAAUGUUGACCAUGAUUUGUUUUCUUUAGCAGAGGAAAUCAAGCACUGAAAAAGAUGUGGGUUUCCUUGGACUCAAGGAGGAACUUGAACGUGAUUGGUUCGUGGAAGAUGAAGAGGAUGAUGGUUCAGGGUAUGUAGAAGAUGACGAUGAACAAGAUGUCGACGGUGAUAAGGAUGAAGAAGGUAUACAGGAAGAUGAAGGCGGAGAUGUUGAGGAUGAAGGAGAUGAAGAAGAUGAUAUGAAUCGUGUGCAUCGGCAGGUCACUCAUGGGUUUCAUUUGGUUGAAGGAAAAAUGGAUCACCCUAUGGAAGAUUAUAUAGUGGCAACUAAUAGGAAAGUCAGCGGCCAUCAUCUGGGGUUAUAUGCGAUUUUUGACGGUCACUCUAGUCGCAUGGUAGCAGAAUACUUGCAAAGCAAUCUGUUUGACAGGAUACUGAGUGAGCCUGAUUUCUGGACAAGCCCAAAAGAGGCAAUCAAAAGGGCAUACAGGGAUACAGAUGAUGAGAUCUUGGAUAAGGUAGUUGGUUCGCUAGGAGGAUCAACAGUGGCAACAGCAAUUUUGGUAGAUGGGGAAAAGCUAAUUGUGGCCAAUGUUGGGGACUCCCGAGCGAUAUUGUGCAGAAACGGUGAAGCAAAGCAAAUAACUUUUGACCAUGAGCCACUAAAAGAGAAGCAGCAGGUUGAGAGUAGAGGAGGGUUUGUCUCGCAGAUGCCAGGAAAUGUCCCUCAUGUUGAUGGUCAGCUCGCCAUGGCAAGGGCAUUCGGCGAUGAGAGACUGAAGGAGCACAUUACUGCGGAGCCAGAUAUAUUUGUUGAGGCGAUAGAUGCAAACACUGAAUCCAUAAUAUUGGCAAGUGAUGGUUUGUGGAAGGUGAUGUCGAACCAAGAAGCGGCCACCUGCAUCAAAGGGUUGAGCAAUGCUCAAGAAGCAUCAAAGGAGUUGAUUAAAGAGGCACUAUCAAGAAAAAGCCGUGACGACAUCUCCUGCAUUGUAGUGAUAUUUGACUGAUCCCGUUCAGUUUCUCACGCUAGCCACUGUAAGUAUGAACACUUGAGCUUG
Molecule: messenger RNA, 1162 nt
Organism: Rhododendron vialii
Lineage: Eukaryota; Viridiplantae; Streptophyta; Magnoliopsida; Ericales; Ericaceae
Product: probable protein phosphatase 2C 28
Exons: 5
Coding region: 341-1111 (256 amino acids)
Biological process (GO): protein dephosphorylation
Cellular component (GO): nucleus; cytosol
Molecular function (GO): protein serine/threonine phosphatase activity
Source: RefSeq, a predicted model, not a curated record